AGUGCGUCACGUGACGGCCGGCCCCGCCUCUUCCUCUCGGUCCCAUAUUGAACCCGAGUUGGAGGCGGCGAGUCCGGUCUCAAAAUGGAGGUAAAACAGCCGCCCGGCCGCCCCCAGCCCGACUCCGGCCGCCGUCGCCGCCGCCGGGGGGAGGAGGGUCAUGAUCCAAAGGAACCAGAGCAGUUGAGAAAACUGUUUAUUGGUGGCUUGAGCUUUGAAACUACGGAUGAUAGUUUAAGAGAACACUUUGAAAAAUGGGGCACUCUCACAGAUUGUGUGGUAAUGAGAGAUCCCCAAACAAAACGUUCCAGAGGCUUUGGCUUUGUGACUUAUUCUUGUGUAGAAGAGGUAGAUGCAGCAAUGUGUGCUCGGCCACAUAAGGUUGAUGGGCGUGUAGUGGAACCAAAGAGAGCUGUUUCUAGAGAGGAUUCUGUAAAACCUGGUGCACAUCUAACCGUGAAGAAAAUUUUUGUUGGUGGUAUUAAAGAAGAUACAGAAGAAUAUAAUUUAAGAGACUACUUUGAAAAGUAUGGCAAGAUCGAAACUAUAGAAGUUAUGGAAGAUCGACAGAGCGGAAAGAAGAGAGGAUUUGCUUUUGUAACUUUUGAUGAUCAUGAUACAGUUGACAAAAUUGUUGUUCAGAAAUAUCAUACUAUCAAUGGGCAUAACUGUGAAGUGAAAAAGGCCCUUUCAAAGCAAGAGAUGCAGUCUGCUGGCUCACAAAGAGGUCGUGGAGGUGGAUCUGGCAAUUUUAUGGGUCGAGGAGGAAACUUUGGAGGUGGUGGAGGAAACUUUGGCCGUGGAGGAAACUUUGGUGGAAGAGGUGGUUAUGGUGGUGGUGGCGGUGGCAGCAGAGGCAGUUAUGGAGGUGGAGAUGGUGGAUAUAAUGGAUUUGGUGGAGAUGGUGGCAACUAUGGAGGUGGUCCUGGCUACAGUAGUAGAGGGGGUUAUGGUGGUGGUGGAGGACCUGGAUACGGAAACCAAGGUGGUGGAUAUGGUGGAGGAGGAGGAGGAUAUGAUGGUUACAAUGAAGGAGGAAAUUUUGGUGGUGGUAACUAUGGUGGCAGUGGGAACUAUAAUGAUUUUGGAAAUUAUAGUGGGCAGCAGCAAUCAAAUUAUGGACCCAUGAAAGGAGGCAGUUUUGGUGGAAGGAGCUCAGGCAGUCCUUAUGGUGGUGGUUAUGGAUCUGGUGGUGGAAGUGGUGGAUAUGGUAGCAGAAGGUUCUAAAAACUCCACAGAAGAGGGCUACAGUUCUUAGCAGGAGAGAGAGCGAGGAGUUGUCAGGAAAGCUGCAGGUUACUUUGAGACAGUCGUCCCAAAUGCAUUAGAGGAACUGUAAAAAUCUGCCACAGAAGGAACGAUGAUCCAUAGUCAGAAAAGUUACUGCAGCUUAAACAGGAAACCCUUCUUGUUCAGGACUGUCAUAGCCACAGUUUGCAAAAAGUGCAGCUAUUGAUUAAUGCAAUGUAGUGUCAAUUAGAUGUACAUUCCUGAGGUCUUUUAUCUGUUGUAGCUUUGUCUUUUCUUUUUCUUUUCAUUACAUCAGGUAUAUUGCCCUGUAAAUUGUGGUAGUGGUACCAGGAAUAAAAAAUUAAGGAAUUUUUAACUUUUCAAUAUUUGUGUAGUUCAGUUUUUCUACAUUUUAGUACAGAAACUUUAAUGAAAUGCGGUUUUGAAGGUGUUUCCUUGUUAGUUAACAAGUAGAGAAGAUCAUUGUUAAUUACUAUUUUGUAUGAAUUUUGCUAAAGUUAACUGUAAAGAAACACCUGCUGACUUGCAGUCAAGGGGAAUCUAUUCUCCCCAAACCAAACCAUAAUACCCAUUGAUAUGAAUGGGAGUUGACAAGUGGAGAGAAUAGAUAUUUGUAUGUUUGCAAUGUGUGUUUUAGAUAACAACUAGGAUUGGGUAUUUAAAUUAGUAUAUUUGUGAAUUAAUAGCAUUAAGCUUUACCUUUCAAAUGAAAAUUUCAAAUUACCUUUUGGGUUGUGCAUAUAUAUUUUUUUUAAUUGUAAUUCUCUAUGAUUUAGUGUGUUAGCUCUGCCAAGUCCUAGUUGUGUUUAUUAAAAAGGUUUAAAAACAUCCAUUCUAGAGUUACCUUGGCCACGUUUGAAACUGCUGCCACAACGUGAUGGUUGUAGGAGAUACCUGUAAUCUCCUCAUUAAGUUCUGGAUAAUGGAGGGGUGGGAGUUGGGGCAGUAGAUAUUUUUUUCCUUUCCUUCCCUUUUGAAAAAUUUUUCUUAAUAAAUUUAUAGAAAUAGCCAACCACUAAGUCUGCUGUAUCCAAGCAAACUGGAUACCUGGGGUUUUUUGUUUGGUUUUUAUUUUGUGUUAAUUGGUUUAGGGGGGUGAAAGGCCCAAAGACCUUCAAAUACGUACCUUGGUUUAAUGUCUUUUUAAUUUAUACAAGCUGUCAGAGCAAGAGAAUAAAAAGCACGCAUUGUGAAACACUUAAA
Dromiciops gliroides (monito del monte) is the source of this 2454-nucleotide messenger RNA. It is a transcript of the gene HNRNPA3, whose product is annotated as heterogeneous nuclear ribonucleoprotein A3. Gene Ontology annotation, molecular function: RNA binding. The transcript has 11 exons. Bases 85 to 1227 code for a protein of 380 amino acids. Lineage: Eukaryota; Metazoa; Chordata; Mammalia; Microbiotheria; Microbiotheriidae. The record is from RefSeq and is a predicted model, not a curated record.